Molecule: messenger RNA, 318 nt
Organism: Medioppia subpectinata
Lineage: Eukaryota; Metazoa; Arthropoda; Arachnida; Sarcoptiformes; Oppiidae
Source: the annotation of a GenBank genome assembly
GUGUCCCUCAUCUACGGAGUGCUCCUCCACUCGGGUGCGCCUCAAAGGGCUGACGGCGAUCGACCCCCACCUGCGGCCGACCAUACGCUGGAUAUGACUCUCGAAGUGAUCAGACUUUUGAAUUACGUGUCGCUAUUGGAUCUGAAUGUGGUUCAGUGUGUUUUGGGCGGCGAAGGGCUGUCACUACAGCUCCGGCACAUCUGUUCAUACCUUCUCUGGUAUUGCACUCACCAUAAGAGGGAAGCGCUGCUCAACGAAGCGAUACUAUUGGUCGGCAACUUUGUUGUCCUCAACGACGAGAAUCAGGUACUGGUCUCC